Messenger RNA from Penaeus indicus, 1337 nucleotides. RefSeq lists its product as uncharacterized. NCBI's taxonomy places the organism in Eukaryota, Metazoa, Arthropoda, Malacostraca, Decapoda, Penaeidae. The transcript is spliced from 4 exons. The record is from RefSeq and is a predicted model, not a curated record. The coding region runs from base 367 to 933 and encodes 188 amino acids.
CAGAUACCCAAUACAGCAUUCCAGGAGUCAGAAGUGCAUCUAAUUUUGUUCCCUUGUCAAAGCAGAGUAAUGGACUGAGGGUCUGGGCCAGCCAGCAGGCCCACCUCCGGGAGCAGUUCUCGAGGAAAGACUUCGCGGAGUGGCAGCCGGCCAGCAAGCGGGAAGAGUACAAGGAGUGGCAUCAGCAUACCGGACCUCGGGCUAGGGCACUCUUCCUCCAGCGACUCGGACGGAAGCGUUUUCCAAGAAGGCAAGCAGACUGUAAGACAGAUCAUUGGUGGUUCUCUCAGCGUUAUCCCUGCAGACAAGCAUCAGGAGAGCAGCGAGAAAAUUAGAGCAUGGAAGUCGGGGAGUGAUAGGGUAUUUAUGCCCUUGAGGGACGGAUACAGUGACAGAAACAUCUUCCUCCAGAGUCAGGCUGAGAGGGAGUACAGAUCGCUUCCAGAUUUGCAGUCCAAAUCAGGACACAUGAGUGCUGCCGGAGAGAGCCUGGUACCUGAUCGGGUAUUAGGAGAAUAUCCCUCCAGUGUGGACUUUAAUAAAGAGAAUGAGAGUGCGAAGCCUAGCAGGAAGAUGCAUUACCAAGCUGCUUCACUGAAACCUAUGAAGCAAUCAUUUGGCAAGAAAAUAUACAAGGCUUCAGAGAUCCUGCAGUCCAGUGACAUUACUGAUGAUGAGAGGAUGGAUCAGCCUGCGCCCAGCCUGAGCCAAGUCGAUCAGGAAAUGGCUAGGCUUUUGCAGGAACUGAAGAAGGUGAGGACAGACUCGACUGCCUCCGAGAGUGAGCCCCCAACCCACGAUACGUCUUUUGACCAGGACCCGGCCAGCAUCACCUUGCAUAAACUGAGCCAAGUCUCCACAAUCUUGUCUCAGUAUGUGGCUCAGUCCGCCUGCAUCCUAGUGGGUCGCCGACGGGAACGCCAUCAGUAUUAACGUGCCCAGGUUGUUGGGUACCAGUCCUGUUCAUGAAUCCUGAUGUUUUUUUUGUCAGCUGGUGAUAUUCUGGUGAAGCCUGUGCUUGCCCUUGAUUUCCUUGUGGCCAUCCCUUUUCCAGCCAGGGCUUGGCUGUCUGCAGUGCUAGCUUCAACUGGGAAAGUGGGCAGGGAUAUGCUGUCUUGCUUUUUCUAUUCAUCUCUUUGUUUUCUCCCUUUGAAGCCACAAUUGCAAUAAAGUAGCUUGCAUAUGAUCAAGCUCUUUAACUCCUUGGAUUCAGGUGCCUUGCUGCCAGUGCAUGGUCCAAAGUCUGGGCAUUAAGCUUACUCACGGGUAUGUGGCUUGUAGGCUGGGUGAACACAAACCUAUGUGGAUUGUCAAUACUCUUUGCCUUCCCUUAUCUU